AUGCAAAUACGCGCAUCAAAGUUGAAGGAGAUGCAUCCAUCACCACCCAGGGCCUCCAAGUCACACCGGGCUUCUGGAGAUUUAGCUGAUUUUACCACCACUUUCACUUUCAUCAUCGACUCAGAAGGUAACAGUACUUAUGCUGACGGCCUGGCCUUUUUCUUGGCCGAUUUUUCCACCCCAUUGAACAGAACGCUCACUCGCGGCGGCGGCCUUGCGCUAAUGAAUGAGUUUAUACCAAAAUCUCCAGAUCCUUUCGUUGCUGUGGUGUUUGAUACCUAUUCACACCCGCAUCACCGCCCCAUGACGAACGUAAGUAUCAACAUCAGAUCUGUGGUAAAACCUGUUAAUAUCACGCCAUGGUUCAACAAUGUUACACAGGGGGUGGAAAAUAACGCUUCCAUAACUUAUAAUGCUACUUCCAAGAUUCUCCAAGUUGUUUUUACAGGAUUCUGGAAUGGCCAGCACUUGACAGACAGCUUAGCUAUGCGGAAGUUUUGA
Molecule: messenger RNA, 501 nt
Organism: Ipomoea nil (Japanese morning glory)
Lineage: Eukaryota; Viridiplantae; Streptophyta; Magnoliopsida; Solanales; Convolvulaceae
Product: bark agglutinin I polypeptide A-like
Exons: 2
Coding region: 1-501 (166 amino acids)
Molecular function (GO): carbohydrate binding
Source: RefSeq, a predicted model, not a curated record